AGCGGACCGAGCCGCGGCCGCAGCGGGCGGCGGGCGCAGAGGCGGCRGCGGGGCGGGCCGCGGCGGGCAGUCGGGCGGCAGCGGCGGCGGCGGCGGCGAUGCGGCGUCCCCGCUGAGCCCGCCCGCUCCUGGCGCCAGGGGCCCGCCGCGCGAGGCGGCCCGGGUCGGGCGGCAGCAUGCGGAGCGGCGAGGAGCUGGACGGCUUCGAGGGCGAGGCCUCGAGCACCUCCAUGAUCUCGGGCGCCAGCAGUCCGUACCAGCCCACCACCGAGCCGGUGAGCCAGCGCCGCGGGCUGGCCGGCCUGCGCUGUGACCCCGACUACCUGCGCGGCACGCUCGGCCGCCUCAAGGUCGCCCAAGUGAUUUUGGCCCUGAUUGCAUUCAUCUGCAUCGAGACCAUCAUGGAGUGCUCCCCAUGUGAAGGCCUCUACUUUUUUGAGUUUGUAAGCUGUAGUGCAUUUGUGGUGACUGGAGUCUUGCUGAUUCUGUUCAGUCUCAACCUUCACAUGAGGAUCCCCCAGAUCAACUGGAACCUGACAGAUUUGGUCAACACUGGACUCAGCACUUUCUUUUUCUUUAUUGCCUCAAUUGUACUGGCUGCUUUAAACCACAAAACCGGAGCAGAAAUUGCUGCUAUGAUAUUUGGCUCCUUGGCCACAGCAGCCUAUGCGGUGAGCACGUUCCUGGCUGUGCAGAAAUGGAGAGUCAGUAUCCACCAGCAGAGCGCCAAUGACUACAUUCGAGCCCGCACUGAGUCCAGAGAUGUGGACAGUCGCCCCGAGAUCCAGUGCCUGGACACGUGAGGAUUGCUGGAGUCCUCCUUCCUCUCAUCCUCAUGCCCAUCUUUCCAAUCAAGUUUUCUUUCCCUCGGCACGUCAAACUUUCAUGUGAUUUAGUUGAAUUUUGUCUUCUUAAGUUCACUUUGGGAAAGGGCAUCCAGAGUGGCCCAGUGGACAGGUGUGUGGUGGCCUGAAAAGACCCAUGUCCUCGAGUGUUGGGUGGCUGUGGGAGCCUCUGGCCGCGCUGACCUCCUGUGUCUACUCUAGGGCUUAAGUGUCCCAGAGUGCAGGCUCCCAUCUGACUCUGAGCCAUCCUGUCAUGUAUUUGUGAUGAGUCAAGACUUUGGGUUAAAUGGGGCUGCUAAAGAGGGGAAAUACAUGUCAAGGAAUGAAGGUUAGGGUUAAAACAGUCACCAGUGCUCUGGGCAGGAUUGAGUCUGGCUACCAGGAUCCACUCUCCUCAUCUUCCCUGCACCUGGUGUCC
Molecule: messenger RNA, 1263 nt
Organism: Urocitellus parryii (Arctic ground squirrel)
Lineage: Eukaryota; Metazoa; Chordata; Mammalia; Rodentia; Sciuridae
Source: RefSeq, a predicted model, not a curated record